Molecule: messenger RNA, 5720 nt
Organism: Drosophila ananassae
Lineage: Eukaryota; Metazoa; Arthropoda; Insecta; Diptera; Drosophilidae
Gene: Ptp10D
Product: tyrosine-protein phosphatase 10D
Exons: 12
Coding region: 1-4827 (1608 amino acids)
Biological process (GO): protein dephosphorylation
Molecular function (GO): protein tyrosine phosphatase activity; protein binding
Source: RefSeq, a predicted model, not a curated record
AUGUUGUAUCAGCUAAGCAAAGCCACUACUAGAAUCCGGCUUAAAAGGCAAAAGCAAAAGCAAAGGCAAACACAAACUCUACAAAAGCAAACGCAAAGGCAAACGCAAAACAAAAAGCAGUCAAGAGAGCCGCCGCCGCAAGCAACAAACCGAAAAGCUGUUCCACAACAUUGCUGGCUCUGGAGUUUAGCAUUUCUGGCAGCAUUUACUCUGAAGGAUGUCCGUUGUGCGGACUUAGCCAUAAGUAUACCCAAUAACCCCGGCCUGGACGAUGGCGCCUCAUACCGCCUGGACUACAGCCCGCCCUUUGGCUAUCCGGAACCCAAUACGACAAUCGCCUCCAGGGACAUCGGGGAUGAGAUCCAGUUCUCCAGGGCCCUCCCAGGCACCAAAUACAACUUCUGGCUCUACUACACCAACGUUACGCAUCACGAUUGGCUGACCUGGACGGUGACGAUAACGACUGCUCCUGAUCCGCCCUCGAACCUCUCGGUGCAGGUGCGAAGCGGCAAGAAUGCUAUUAUCCUGUGGUCCCCGCCCACCCAGGGCAGCUACACGGCCUUCAAGAUCAAGGUGCUGGGCCUGUCGGAGGCUUCCAGUGCCUACAAUCGCACCUUCCAGGUGAACGACAACCAGCUGCAGCACAGCGUCAAGGAGCUGACCCCCGGUGCCACCUACCAGGUCCAGGCCUACACCAUCUACGACGGCAAGGAGUCGGUGGCCUACACCAGUCGCAACUUUACCACAAGUCGAAGGACGCGGCACAAAGAGCUGCUGGACAUAAAGAUCCUGAGAGAGCCCAAUACUCCGGGGAAAUUCAUCGUCUGGUUCCGUAAUGAGACGACGCUGCUGGUGCUCUGGCAGCCGCCGUAUCCGGCCGGGAUCUACACCCACUACAAGGUCUCCAUCGAGCCGCCCGACGCCAACGACAGUGUCCUCUACGUGGAGAAGGAGGGCGAACCCCCCGGACCGGCACAGGCGGCCUUCAAGGGUCUCGUCCCAGGCAGGGCCUAUAACAUAUCCGUCCAGACCAUGUCCGAGGAUGAAAUCUCCCUGCCGACAACGGCUCAGUAUCGAACAGUGCCGUUGCGACCCUUGAACGUGACCUUCGACCGGGACCACAUCACAUCGAACUCGUUCCGGGUGCUGUGGGAGGCGCCGAAGGGCAUUUCGGAGUUCGACAAGUACCAGGUAUCGGUGGCCACCACCAGACGGCAGUCGACAGUGCCGCGCAGCAAUGAGCCGGUGGCUUUUUUUGACUUCCGUGACAUUGCCGAACCGGGCAAAACCUUCAAUGUGAUCGUGAAAACGGUCUCCGGCAAGGUCACCUCGUGGCCAGCCACCGGCGAUGUCACGCUGCGACCCCUGCCCGUCCGUAACCUGAGGAGCAUCAACGAUGACAAGACCAACACGAUGGUGAUUACCUGGGAGGCGGAUCCGGCCAGUACACAGGACGAGUAUCGGAUAGUUUACCACGAACUGGAGACCUUCAAUGGCGACACCAGCACCUUGACCACCGAACGGACUCGCUACAACCUGGAGAGCCUGCUGCCUGGCAGGAACUACUCCCUGUCCGUCCAGGCCGUCUCCAAGAAGAUGGAAUCGAAUGAGACGAGCAUCUUUGUGGUGACCCGACCCUCAUCCCCCAUCAUCGAGGACCUGAAGAGCAUCCGGAUGGGCCUGAACAUCAGCUGGAAGAGCGACGUGAACUCCAAGCAGGAGCAGUACGAGGUUUUGUACUCCCGGAAUGGCACUAGCGAGGUCCGGACUCUCAUCACCAAGGAGUCGCGUCUGGUGAUCAAGAAUCUUCAGCCGGGAGCCGGCUACGAAGUGAAGGUCUUCGCCGUCAGCCACGACCUGAGGAGCGAGCCCCAUGCCUACUUCCAGGCAGUUUAUCCCAAUCCGCCACGCAACAUGACCAUUGAAACGGUGAGGAGCAACUCCGUCUUGGUCCACUGGUCGCCACCGGAGAGCGGCGAGUUUACGGAGUACUCCAUCCGCUACCGGACGGACAGCGAACAGCAGUGGGUGCGCCUGCCCAGUGUCCGGUCCACGGAGGCGGACAUCACCGACAUGACCAAGGGCGAGAAGUACACCAUACAGGUGAACACCGUGAGCUUCGGGGUGGAGAGUCCCGUGCCCCAGGAGGUGAACACCACAGUGCCCCCGAAUCCCGUCUCGAAUAUCAUUCAACUGGUGGACUCGAGGAACAUCACGCUGGAGUGGCCCAAGCCGGAGGGCAGGGUGGAGUCCUACAUCCUCAAGUGGUGGCCCAGCGACAAUCCGGGACGCGUCCAGACCAAGAACGUCUCGGAGAACAAGUCGGCGGAUGACCUGUCGACGGUGCGAGUCCUGAUCGGAGAACUCAUGCCCGGUGUCCAGUACAAGUUCGACAUCCAGACCACCUCCUACGGCAUCCUCUCGGGCAUCACCAGCCUGUAUCCGCGCACCAUGCCGCUCAUCCAGUCGGAUGUGGUGGUGGCCAACGGGGAGAAGGAGGACGAGCGGGACACCAUCACCCUGAGCUAUACGCCCACGCCCCAGUCCUCCUCCAAGUUCGAUAUCUAUCGGUUCUCGCUGGGCGACGCCGAGAUCCGGGACAAGGAGAAGCUGGCCAACGACACCGACCGGAAGGUGACAUUCACGGGUCUAGUGCCCGGCCGGCUGUACAACAUUACGGUGUGGACGGUGAGCGGGGGAGUGGCCAGUCUGCCCAUCCAGCGCCAGGAUAGGCUCUACCCGGAACCCAUCACCCAACUGCACGCCACCAACAUCACGGACACGGAGAUCUCGCUGCGAUGGGACCUGCCCAAGGGCGAGUACAACGACUUCGACAUCGCCUACCUGACGGCGGACAACCUGCUGGCCACCAACAUGACCACCCGGAACGAGAUCACCAUCAGCGACCUGCGGCCGCACCGGAACUACACCUUCACGGUGGUGGUGCGCUCCGGCACUGAGUCCUCCGUCCUCCGGAGCAGCUCCCCGCUCUCCGCCAGCUUCACCACCAAUGAGGCAGUGCCCGGUAGGGUGGAACGAUUCCAUCCCACCGAUGUCCAGCCCAGUGAGAUCAAUUUCGAGUGGUCGCUGCCCUCCAGCGAGGCCAACGGCGUCAUCCGGCAGUUCUCCAUCGCCUACACGAACAUCAACAACCUGACGGACGCCGGGAUGCAGGACUUUGACUCGGAGGAGUCCUUCGGCCUGAUCAAGAACCUCAAGCCGGGGGAGACGUACGUCUUCAAGAUUCAGGCCAAGACGGCCAUUGGCUUCGGGCCGGAGCGGGAGUACCGCCAGACCAUGCCCAUCCUGGCGCCGCCACGUCCCGCCACCCAAGUGGUGCCCACGGAGGUCUAUCGCAGCUCCUCGACAAUCCAGAUCCGAUUCCGGAAGAACUACUUCUCCGACCAGAACGGCCAGGUCAGGAUGUACACGAUCAUUGUGGCGGAGGACGACGCGAAGAACGCCUCUGGCCUGGAGAUGCCCAGCUGGCUGGACGUCCAGUCGUACAGUGUCUGGCUGCCGUACCAGGCCAUCGAUCCGUACUAUCCGUUCGACAACCGGUCCGUGGAGGACUUCACCAUCGGCACGGAGAACUGUGACAACCACAAGAUCGGCUACUGCAACGGUCCUUUGAAGUCGGGCACCACCUACCGGGUGAAGGUGAGGGCCUUCACCGGGCCGGACAAGUUCACGGACACGGCCUACAGCUUCCCCAUACAGACAGAUCAAGACAACACCUCGCUGAUCGUGGCCAUUACGGUGCCACUGACCAUUAUCCUGGUGCUGUUGGUCAGCCUGCUGUUCUACAAGCGGCGGAGGAACAACUGCCGGAAGACCACCAAGGACUCGAGGGCCAACGACAACAUGUCCUUGCCGGACAGUGUCAUUGAACAGAAUCGCCCCAUUCUGAUCAAGAACUUUGCGGAGCACUAUCGCCUCAUGUCCGCCGACUCGGACUUCCGGUUCAGCGAGGAGUUCGAGGAACUGAAGCAUGUGGGACGGGAUCAGCCCUGCACGUUUGCGGAUCUGCCCUGUAAUCGUCCCAAGAAUAGGUUCACCAACAUCCUACCCUAUGAUCACUCUCGCUUCAAGCUCCAGCCGGUGGACGACGACGAGGGCAGUGACUACAUCAAUGCCAACUAUGUCCCGGGACACAACUCCCCCCGAGAGUUCAUUGUGACGCAGGGUCCGUUGCACUCCACCCGGGACGACUUCUGGCGGAUGUGCUGGGAGAGCAACUCGCGGGCCAUCGUCAUGCUGACCCGGUGCUUCGAGAAGGGGCGGGAGAAGUGCGACCAGUACUGGCCCAACGACACCGUGCCGGUCUUCUACGGCGACAUCAAGGUGCAGAUCCUGAACGACAGCCACUACGCCGACUGGGUCAUGACCGAGUUUAUGCUCUGCCGGGGCAGUGAACAGCGCAUCCUGCGGCACUUCCACUUCACCACCUGGCCGGACUUUGGAGUUCCGAAUCCCCCACAGACCCUCGUCCGGUUCGUGAGGGCCUUCCGGGAUCGCAUCGGGGCCGAACAGCGACCCAUUGUGGUCCACUGCAGUGCCGGAGUGGGCAGGUCGGGCACCUUCAUCACCCUGGACCGCAUUCUCCAGCAGAUCAACACGUCGGACUACGUGGAUAUAUUCGGCAUAGUCUAUGCCAUGAGGAAGGAGCGCGUUUGGAUGGUGCAGACGGAGCAGCAGUACAUCUGCAUCCACCAGUGCCUCCUGGCGGUGCUGGAGGGCAAGGAGAACAUCGUUGGCCCCGCCCGGGAGAUGCACGACAACGAGGGCUACGAAGAUGACGAGGGUAUAGCUGAAUCGGGCAUGUAAGACAGCCAAUUCCAGAUCGAAACCCAUAUUCCAGUCCCCCCUGGAGACAAAAGAAUCCCCCGAAAAUCCAAAACUCAACCGAAUGGAACCGAACCCAACCAAUAUGUGUGGCAAAAACUACAUUAUUAUUUACUUAAGUGACGAUGGGAAGACGCUUGAUAUUAUACUUGGAUAUAUAUAUAUAUAUGUACCAUAUACUCUCCACACCGAUCUAUCGAAUGGGAAUGCAGAAAUCUCGCCAAACAAGAACGAAAAUAACUAGGAUUCUGAGGACUCUCAGGACUCAGAACUCCGAACUCAGAACUUGUAAUCGCAAAUCGUAAAAAUACUGGAUGAGAUACUGGAUAAUGGAAUACUGAUUGUAUUUUUACGCUAGCCACAAUUUGAUAUAAACUAUAUAUCUUCCAAUUUUUUUGUACACUUAAUGUUAGUUGAAAUAUGUAUGUGCGAGUGAAGCGAGACGAGCAAAUUUUUGUAGCAAACUAAAAAAAAAAAAAGCGCUAAAUGUUUACUUUUUUAUAUUAUUAUAUAUGUAUGCGUAUAUAUAUAUAUAUAAAUACGAUAAACAUAUACCUAAUAUUAGACAUAAACUAAAAACUAACUAUUAAAUCGCACACACACACACAACACCCACACACUGAACGCAAUAAUUGAGUUACAUAGUUUUAAAAAAAUUAAAAAAAAAAAUUAUAAAUGUUGAAACAUUUUUUCUGAUAGAGUGUUGUUGCCUUCCACAGCCCUUCAACAUUGUAGUAUACAUUUUUUUUUUAAUUCUCCCCCCCCCUUAUUGUUUAUAUUAUUUUUAUGAUUUUUUAUCGAGUGUGUAAACUAUUUAGUGUAUGUACGUGCUACAUUCAAUUUGUUUAAUUAUAUAUAUCAAAUUUUAUUUGAAA